AUGGCAACCUUGAAUCAAAAUCAAAGGUAUAAUUUCUCAUUUUCUCUGUUAAUCUUCUAUUUCUUAACCCUAAUUACAAAACCCAUUUCAUCAUUUUCACUCCAAGGCUUUAAUGGCGAUCAAAAUCCCAACUUUGAUUCCGAUUUUACCCUUUUGGGUGAUGCCCAGAUCGCCAAUGAGGGUAAUUUCGUCAAUCUUACUUCCCCUACAUCUGGGUUUACUAGUUCUGGGCAAAUCGUUUACAAGAAACCCUUUAAACUUGUUGAUUCGAAAUCUUUGAAACCAAUAAUUUCAUUUUCUACUGAAUUUACCUUUACAAUUACCCCUGGUAAUGGAGAUGGAUUAGCAUUUGUGAUUUUCCCUAGUGGUGGGGAACUUUCACAGGUUUUCGAUCAAGGGUAUUUUGGGGUUUCUGAUAAAAUUGACCGUAAAUUUGUUGCUGUUGAGUAUGAUACUCGUAAAGAUGAUAAUGUAGGUGAUUUGAAUGGUAAUCAUGUUGGUGUAGAUGUGGGUAGUAGUUUUGUGUCUAAAGAUAUUAGUGAUGUUUCUUCAAUUGGAUUGCUUUUGAAUGGAGGGAUACCUUUGAAAUCUUGGAUUGAUUAUGAAGCUAGUUCUAAGAGAUUGGAGAUUAGAUUGGCUGAAUCUGGUAGUGAAAGGCCGGUUCAGCCUUUGAUCUCGUUUUCGAUUGAUUUGUCGAAAAUGUGGGGAGAUAAGGAGAUUUUGGUAGGUAUUAGCUCGUCUAGUGGGAAUUCCACACAAGUGAGUAGUUUAUCUUCGUGGAGUUUUAAGGUCAGGACUGUUCCUAGCUCGUUGCAUUCGCAACCGUUGGAUCCCCAGGCUCAUAGUGAUGAGGAACGGCCAAUUCGAAGGAAUAAGAGUAGGUUUUUGACUGUUCUUGGUGCGUUGAUAUUCGCCACAGGAUGUGGUACAUUGGUGGCAUUCGUCGCAUUGUUUUUCUGGGUGGUGUUAUUUGGUAGGCACUCGAAUGUUGUCCCUGAAAUGCCUAUGAAUCCGGUGGAUUUCAAAUAUGAAAAGGUAAAUGUGACCGUCAAUAAUGAUUCUCAUGAUACCACGAGUUGA
Messenger RNA from Chenopodium quinoa (quinoa), 1080 nucleotides. Its product is annotated as lectin-like. The record is from RefSeq and is a predicted model, not a curated record. Lineage: Eukaryota; Viridiplantae; Streptophyta; Magnoliopsida; Caryophyllales; Amaranthaceae. Gene Ontology annotation, molecular function: carbohydrate binding. The transcript has a single exon. The coding region runs from base 1 to 1080 and encodes 359 amino acids.